Molecule: messenger RNA, 1823 nt
Organism: Seriola aureovittata
Lineage: Eukaryota; Metazoa; Chordata; Actinopteri; Carangiformes; Carangidae
Gene: cxcr4b
Product: chemokine (C-X-C motif), receptor 4b
Exons: 2
Coding region: 125-1261 (378 amino acids)
Biological process (GO): chemotaxis; neurogenesis; G protein-coupled receptor signaling pathway
Cellular component (GO): membrane
Molecular function (GO): chemokine receptor activity
Source: RefSeq, a predicted model, not a curated record
UUGCAGUAGUAGUUUAUUUCAGAGACUAACUGAUCACCCAGCUUCACACGCGGAGACAGACACACACACGCACACACACAGACGCACACCGGUCAUAGCGUUGCUUUUUCAAAGAGUGGUCAACAUGCAGUAUGAAUUUGACCUGAACUUCGACAUGUUUGAGAACAAUACAGACAACAUCUCAGAGGAGUCUGGAGACUUCGAUAUGGAUUUGCAGGAGCCAUGUGACACUGCUCUGAGCAGCGAAUUCAACAAGAUCUUCCUACCUACAGUUUACGGAAUAAUAUUUAUUCUGGGAAUCAUUGGCAAUGGAUUAGUCGUUGUUGUCAUGGGCUACCAGAAAAAGGUCAAAACUAUGACAGACAAGUACCGGCUCCAUCUCUCUGUGGCUGACCUCCUGUUUGUCCUCACGCUGCCCUUCUGGGCCGUGGAUGCGGCCAAAACCUGGUACUUCGGAAGUUUCCUCUGUGUGUCUGUGCACAUGAUCUACACAGUCAACCUGUACAGCAGCGUGUUGAUCCUGGCCUUCAUCAGUCUAGACAGGUACUUGGCAGUCGUGCGGGCCACUAACAGCAAUGCCACAAGGAAGCUGCUUGCGAGCAAAGUGAUCUAUGUGGGUGUGUGGCUGCCUGCAGUCAUACUGACUGUACCUGACAUGGUGUUUGCCAGGGAGCAAAAAGGAGGGUCUUCAAACAUGCUCUUCCUAGAUGAAAGCAUGGAGACUACAGAGUCCAGGACCAUCUGCCAGCGCAUCUAUCCACAGAAAACCAGUCUCAUAUGGACAGUGGUUUUCCGCUUCCAGCACAUCCUGGUAGGCUUCAUACUGCCCGGCCUGGUCAUCCUCAUCUGCUACUGCAUCAUCAUCGCCAAGCUGUCGCAAGGCGCCAAGGGUCAGGCGCUGAAGAAGAAAGCGCUGAAGACCACGGUCAUCCUCAUCCUGUGUUUUUUCUCCUGCUGGCUGCCCUACUGUAUCGGCCUCUUUUUGGACACUCUCAUAAUGCUGAACGUGGUCCCUUCCUCUUGUCAAUUGCAACAAGCGGUGGAGAAGUGGAUUGCUAUCACUGAGGCGCUGGCCUAUUUUCACUGCUGCCUAAACCCCAUCCUGUAUGCCUUCCUGGGAGUUAAGUUUAAGAAAACAGCCAGGAGUGCACUGACAGCCAGCAGCAGAUCCAGUCAGAAAGUGACUCUUAUGACUAAAAAACGAGGGCCGAUCUCAUCCGUGUCAACUGAGUCUGAGUCAUCAAGUGUUUUGUCGAGUUAACAAACACAAGAGUCUGUGACUUGAUACUCUCAGGAGAGAAAAUAACUAAGCUUUAAUUUUAAAGAACUUACUACAUUUUGUACAGAUGUAAAAACAGAUUUUUUUUUUUUUUUUUUUUAUACUUUUUGAUUUGUUUGCCUUGUGUUCUGCAAGUGUGUGUAUUGUGAGGGUUUUAAUUGCAAGUUGUAAAUUGUACGUUUUAUGUUCCACAAAGCCGAUUGUAUCCUCAGGCAGUGCCUCAUUUCCAUCCAUUCAGCUUUACAAUCAAAGUCCAUUUUCCCUGUUUUCAUCUUUACCACAAGUAUUGCUGUAUCAAAGCUCAGGCGUACAAGUGCCCGUGUCUGUUUUCAGGGAUGGUCGCUGCUUUUGGAAACCUGUACAUAGUUCUGUAGCAUUUGUGUGUUCGCACUUAAGUUGUGUGAUUAUCUGAAAGCUAUUAUUUAUUGCUGUCUUAUCACUGGAAGUUUUGUAAAAGAAAGAAACUGCAUGCUGCUUUUUUUACCAUUUGAAUUUUUUGUGUUGUUUUUGUGUGUAAAAAUAAAAGAUUCAGUGCUUAACAUAA